This is a messenger RNA of Bombus pyrosoma, 1160 nucleotides long. Its product is annotated as protein TRACHEARY ELEMENT DIFFERENTIATION-RELATED 7A-like. Gene Ontology annotation, molecular function: chitin binding. NCBI's taxonomy places the organism in Eukaryota, Metazoa, Arthropoda, Insecta, Hymenoptera, Apidae. Gene Ontology annotation, cellular component: extracellular region. Bases 132 to 1040 code for a protein of 302 amino acids. The transcript is spliced from 3 exons. The record is from RefSeq and is a predicted model, not a curated record.
GUAUUUACUUGCUGAUAAUCUAUUAAAAAUACUUACGUAGAAUAUAUAAAGAGGAAGACAAAUCUGAUCGGCAUAACAAUAGUAAGAAGGAAUACAAUACAAGACGAAAUUGUGCGCUUUCAGAAGCAAAAAUGAAAGCAACGUUCGUGGCAAUAUUUGCCACACUUUUGGUGACGUUUGCUUCCGCCACUCCACCUCAAUGUCCUAAUAAGGACGGAGAGGAUAUUGCCUUGUUUCCGAAUCCAGAUGACUGCUCGACAUACUAUUCCUGCAAUGCAGGUAUACCGCAGAUAAUGGAAUGCAGUGAAGGACUGGAAUAUAAUUCGGAUUUAAGAGUAUGCGAUUGGCCCAGAGAGCAUGCAGAAUGUAAACAUCACCAUUCAAGACCACCACAUUCUUCGACAGCCGGUCCUACGGUGACAUCUCACCCUUCACGACCAACUGAAUCUGGCGAACACAGUACUACUGCAUCACCUCGUCCGCCACGACCAACUCCUUCUUCUGAACCAUCUCCAUUCCACCCUACACAUACUCCUACUGAUGGACCAUCCCGUCCUCCAAGGCCAACUCAUUCUACUAGACCACCCCACCCUUCAAGACCAACUGAUUCUACUGAUGGACCAUCCCGUCCUCCAAGACCAACUCACUCUACUAGACCAUCCCACCCUUCAAAACCAACUGAUUCUACUAAUGGACCAUCCCGUCCUCCAAGACCAACUCACCCUACUAGACCACCUCACCCUUCAAGACCAACUGAUUCUACUGAUGGACCAUCCCGUCCUCCAAGACCAACUCACCCUACUAGACCACCCACCACACCACCCACCCACUCACAUUCACCACACCACCCACCCGGCCCACCACACCACCCACCCGGCCCACCGCACCACCCACCAGUUCCACCACACCACCCACCCGGCCCACCGCAUCACCCACCCGGUCCACCACACCGCCCGGACCUUCCCCCAAUUCCACAUCAUCCCCCACAACGUCCACAUUCCCCAUUUGAUGAGCCCAUAUUUCCAAGAUACGAAGACUAACCAAUCUUAUGAUUAAAAGAAGUUGUUCAAUGUCACUGAAAAUCUUAGUGUGUUUGACAAAAAUUAUAUAUUCAAAAUGUAUUCGAUAUAGUUGAACUGUAAUAAAUAUUUCUGAAUUUA